Messenger RNA from Aptenodytes forsteri (emperor penguin), 2454 nucleotides. It is a transcript of the gene SEMA4B, whose product is annotated as semaphorin 4B. The coding region runs from base 1 to 2454 and encodes 817 amino acids. Gene Ontology annotation, biological process: neural crest cell migration; axon guidance; negative regulation of axon extension involved in axon guidance. The transcript has 14 exons. Lineage: Eukaryota; Metazoa; Chordata; Aves; Sphenisciformes; Spheniscidae. The record is from RefSeq and is a predicted model, not a curated record. Gene Ontology annotation, molecular function: chemorepellent activity; semaphorin receptor binding.
AUGGCUGCGGAGUGUCUGCUCGCCAGCAGCCCCAGCCCCUGGGUGCCAGACUCAGCCGAGCGCGUCGUGCAGCGGUUCGAGGUACCUGGCGUGUCCAACUACACGGCCCUGCUGCUGAGCCCGGACGGUGGCACCCUCUACCUGGGGGCGCGCGAGCUGCUCAUCGCUGUCAACACCAGCCACUUCCAGCCUGGGGCACCAGCUCGCAGGCUGCCGUGGAGCGCGGAUGAGGAGAAGAAGAGGCAGUGCGUGUUCAAGGGCAAGGACCCCCAGAGGGACUGUCACAACUACAUCAAAAUGCUGCUGCAGCUGAACAGCACCCACCUCUAUACCUGCGGGACCUGCGCCUUCAGCCCGGCCUGCGCCUACAUCAACGUGCAGCGCUUCAGCCUGGAGCGGGACACGUCAGGGAAGGUGCUGCUGGAGGACGGGAAGGGACGCUGCCCCUUCGACCCUGAGUACCGGUCCACGGCCGUCAUGGUCGAUGGUGAGCUCUAUGCUGGGACUGUCAGCAACUUCCAGGGCAACGAGCCAACCAUCUACCGCAGCCAGGAGAGCCGCAUCGCCCUCAAGACGGAGAACUCCCUCAACUGGCUGCAGGACCCGGUCUUUGUGGGCUCAGCCUACCUGCGGGAGAGCCUGCCCGCCGGCAACCCCGAGGGUGACGACGACAAGGUCUACUUCUUCUUCAGCGAGACUGGCAAGGAGUUCGACUACUUCGAGAACACUAUCGUCUCCCGCAUCGCGCGGGUGUGCAAGGGGGACCAGGGCGGGGAGCGUGUGCUGCAGCGGCGGUGGACGACCUUCCUGAAGGCGCAGCUGCUCUGCUCGCACCCUGAGGACGGCUUCCCCUUCAACGUGCUGCAGGAUGUCUUCGUACUCACCCCGGGGGAGCUGCGCUGGAGGGAGACACUCUUCUAUGGGGUCUUCACCUCACAGUGGAACAAGGGCGGCCUGGGCAGCUCGGCUGUGUGCGCCUUCCCCAUGCACAGCGUGCAGCGAGCCUUCGGUGGGCUCUACAAGGAGGUGAACCGCGAGACGCAGCAGUGGUACACAGACACCGGCCCUGUGCCGGAGCCCCGGCCGGGCACGUGCAUCACCAGCCACACGCGGCACCUGAAGAUCAACUCGUCCCUCCAGAUGCCAGACCGGGUGCUGAACUUCAUCAAGGACCACUUCCUGAUGGACAGCCCUGUGCGCAGCCAGCCGCUGCUGCUGCAGAGCCGCCUACGCUACCAGCAGAUUGGUGUCCACCGUGCGCAGGGCCUCCACGGCACUUACGACGUCCUCUUCCUGGGCACAGACGAUGGCAGGUUGCACAAAGCUGUGCGCGUGAACCACAGGGUGCACAUCAUCGAGGAGAUCCGCCUCUUCCCCACUGGCCAGCCCAUUCUCCAGCUGCUGCUGGACCAGGACCAGGGCCUGGUCUACGCAGCCACCUACACAGCGGUGGCUCAGGUGCCCUUUGCCAACUGCAGCCUGUACCGCAGCUGUGGCGAGUGCGUGCUGGCACGAGAUCCCUUCUGCGCAUGGAGCCGGGGUGCCUGCCGCAGGGCCACUCUGCACCCCCCCGCACACCCCCAGUUCUGGGCGCAGGACAUUGAGGAUGCUGACACGGAGCGGCUCUGCCAGCUGGCCAAUGCCUCUCAGCCCCGUCCCCGCGUCCUCCUGCCCCCAGCCUCGGGCUCCCCAUGCCAGCGGAUCCAGCUGCCACCCAACGCAGUGCGGCCACUGCCAUGCCGGCUGCUCUCCAACCUCGCCUCACGGCGCUGGCUGCACGAUAGGGUGCCCGUCAACGCCUCCUACCUGGUGCUGCCUGACGGGGCCCUCAUCCUGGUGGGCAGCCCCGAGCGGGCGGGCACCUACGAGUGCUGGUCGCUGGAAGAGGGCUUCCGCAAGCUGAUGGCCAGCUACUGCGUGAGCAUGCAGGAGCCGGCCCACGGGCUGCCGAACCCCAGCAGGAAGGUGGCCACUGGUCGAGACGCCCUGGAGACUGUCAGCACCUCCCGGAGCACCUCUGCGGUGGGCAGUGCCGCAGCCCGGCUGGAUGGCAAGACCUACUGGACCGAGUUCCUGGUGAUGUGCGUGCUCUUUGCUGCUGCCGUCCUUGUGUUGGCCCUCUUCCUCCUGCACCGGCACCGUGACGGCAUGAAAGCCUUGCUGGAGCCCGGCGACCCCAGCCGGCACCAGAAGCCGCCCCGCAAGCCGGUGGAGAGCCUGCCCCUGAAUGGUAGCAGCCUGCCCAGUGCAGUGCCCGAGCACAAGGGCUACCAGGCCCUGCAGGACAACUACAUUGUCAGCACCCCUGUGCAUGAGCCCCUGGGCCCCCCACGCGCCUUCUCCGAAUCGGAGAAGAGGCCCCUCCAUGUCCGGGACAGCUUCGUGGAGGUGUCUCCUGCCUGCCAAAGACCCCGGGUGCGCCUGGGCUCCGAGAUCCAGGACUCGGUGGUGUGA